AUGGUCAUCUGCAAGCAGCCCGAGAUAGGCGGUGCAGUACCGCCGCAUCAGGAUAGCACAUUCCUGUAUACCGACCCGCCCAGCGCCGUUGGCUGGUGGUACGCGCUGGAAGACGCAACGGCAGAGAACGGCUGCUUGAGUUUCGCAGCAGGAAGCCACAAGCGCGCGUCCAUCGAGAAGCGCUUCGUCCGCACCGGCAAGGGCACCGGCUUCAUCGACAACGACGGCGCGCGCUUCCCCAAGGAUCUGCAGAGUGGCGUCAACGGCGCGGAAAAGGACUACGAGGUGGUGGAUCAGGAGGAGAAGUACGACAUGGGCGAGGUCAAGGCUGGUACGCUCGUCUUGAUCCACGGCAAUAUCCUGCACAAGAGCGAGAAGAACACCAGUGGGAAGAGCAGGAAUAUAUACACGUUCCACGUUAUCGAGGGCGAUCAGCGGUACGAUGAGAGGAACUGGCUGCAGCCACCUGCGACGGGCUUCUCAAAGUUGUAUCAAGCCGAAGCGCAGGCUCCCGAGUCGAAUCGAUUAGGACGUGAUUGGUGA
This is a messenger RNA of Parastagonospora nodorum SN15, 543 nucleotides long. RefSeq lists its product as hypothetical. Bases 1 to 543 code for a protein of 180 amino acids. Lineage: Eukaryota; Fungi; Ascomycota; Dothideomycetes; Pleosporales; Phaeosphaeriaceae. The transcript has a single exon. The record is from RefSeq and is a predicted model, not a curated record.